This is a messenger RNA of Lodderomyces parapsilosis, 993 nucleotides long. It is a transcript of the gene VPS51, whose product is annotated as Vps51p. The coding region runs from base 1 to 993 and encodes 330 amino acids. The transcript has a single exon. The record is from RefSeq and is a predicted model, not a curated record. NCBI's taxonomy places the organism in Eukaryota, Fungi, Ascomycota, Pichiomycetes, Serinales, Debaryomycetaceae.
AUGACGCAAUCUCCCGUACUCUCCUACAAAAAACCAAGUAACAAGGAUCAACCAACAUCCGUGUCGGCAUCAGCAACGCCGACUCCAAGGACCAGUUUUUCACCUAGUCUAUCCUCAACAGCGUCAAAUAGUGGAUCACCUCAAUUACCGCCUCAUACAUCUCAGCCGAGGAAGAUAUCGUCGCGACGUAAAGCGUUACAAGAGUUUUAUCAUUUGCAACAACAAUCACAUUCCAAUCGGGCGGAGACUGGUGAUACCGAAAAACAAGAGCUGGAUCGACCUCAAGAAGAGAAAGAAGAAGACAAGUCCGUAAAACGUGAAAUCCGACCUUCUGAUUUGAAAACUAAGGAAGAUGUGGAACAAUUCAUUAAAACAUCAAGUACAAAAGAGAUUCUCAAGCUUUGUAAUAAGAUACAGCUGCAGCUUAAUUCAUCGAGCCAAAAGAAGAAAGAGAUUAUUUACGAUAACUACUAUGAGCUAAUCAAAUUAAGUAAUAUGUUGGCAGAUUUGUCGGAAUCCAAAAAACUGAUUACGAAUCUACCUUCAGUGCAAGAUUCGGAAAAGAUGGACUCCCUUAGUGGUUUCAAAAUUUUCAGUCAAAGUCCGAAUGAUAGUGGACCUGAAGUUCCAAUUGACACUUAUUUGGAUGAAGUGUUGGACGAUUUAUGCAAUUUUAACCAGAGUACAAUAAAAAAAUUCACGUCUGGUGGAUUUGAUGAUGUUCUUAACCGAUUGGAUAGAUCUACUGAUCGUGCCGAGUCAAACGCCAGUGUGAUGGGGAUUUACAGUGAGGGUGGUGUGGAUAGUAUACUGGAUGAUAUGAAUAAAGACGACAUUAUCAGUGAAAUAAGCUAUAUCUUAGACUUGCCAAAUCGGCAAUUGAACGGAACAGAAAGAACUGAAGCUGAGACUAAAAUCGACAAAAUCCUAAAAACAACCAAAAGCGAGGCUUUGAAAUUGCAGCUAAACACAAUCAAAAGUAGAAUGUAUUGA